Messenger RNA from Rotaria sp. Silwood1, 714 nucleotides. The record is from the annotation of a GenBank genome assembly. NCBI's taxonomy places the organism in Eukaryota, Metazoa, Rotifera, Eurotatoria, Philodinida, Philodinidae.
AUGAAUUUAUUGAAUAUUGCUAAACAUCUUUUCCACUUGGCUCAAACUGAAUAUGGAUCUGAAAAUUCUCCAACAACUAACGAUGAAAUUUUUACUGCACAAAGAUUAUUCGAAGUUCUGAAGUCAUUUAAAGAUAGCUACUUUAGUGAACUGUAUACUUACGAUACCCUCGAAUAUGAAGAUGAAUAUGAUGAAAUGACUGAUGAAGAAGAAAGCGAUGAUGAAAUAAUGGAUGAAGAAGAGAGCGACAAUGAAAUGGAUGAUUAUGAUGAGAACGAACAGUUUGAUUUAAAAAGUCGUUUUACACUAGAAGAAAUGGAAAAUAUAAUCGAAUGGGUUGACCAACAUCCAAAUGCUAGAUUUGCUACUAUUUCUAAUCGAUUUAAAAAGAUCAAACAUAGGAAUUAUAUUACAAGAUUUAGACAAUAUAUCGAAAAAGAUGGUACAAGAUUACAAAAAUUAAAACAAAUUAAAGAGUUUAUGUUUAAUGAAUUUUAUCGGAAGAGAACAAUUGAAAAAGAAGCCAUUCAUGAUGCUGAUCUUGAACUUUAUGCCAUUCAAAAAGCAAGAGAACUGAAUUGGGAUACAUUCAAGGCUGGCAAAACGUUUAUCAAUAGUUUUAAAAGGGAAAAUAGAAUAUCAUCAAGAAGAUAUAACAAAAUUAUUACUCGAACUAAACCAAACAGAAAAGUUUGUAGUUUAAAUGGUAUGUAA